AUGGGCAUCGCAACCGAUACAGAGGCAGCCCCAGCCUACGAGGAUCUCUUCGCCCAGGAACAGCACGACUCGCAAACGGGGAUCCAUCGGACCCCCAUAAUGAUCAUACACAUUGUGAAGCAUGCGAUCGGCGACUUGAACGACGGGAGCGCCGCCGCAACCAGCAGCACUGCUGUUCGAUGGUUGCGCUGA
This is a messenger RNA of Penicillium alfredii, 192 nucleotides long. RefSeq lists its product as uncharacterized. Bases 1 to 192 code for a protein of 63 amino acids. The record is from RefSeq and is a predicted model, not a curated record. The transcript is spliced from 2 exons. Lineage: Eukaryota; Fungi; Ascomycota; Eurotiomycetes; Eurotiales; Aspergillaceae.